Molecule: messenger RNA, 3515 nt
Organism: Scleropages formosus (Asian bonytongue)
Lineage: Eukaryota; Metazoa; Chordata; Actinopteri; Osteoglossiformes; Osteoglossidae
Gene: mtbp
Product: MDM2 binding protein
Exons: 22
Coding region: 58-2691 (877 amino acids)
Biological process (GO): regulation of protein ubiquitination; traversing start control point of mitotic cell cycle; protein localization to kinetochore
Cellular component (GO): kinetochore
Source: RefSeq, a predicted model, not a curated record
UGUUUUUCAACGGACAGCAACAGUAGUGAUAUUAAUAAUAAAAUCGUUAAGUACUAGAUGGACAGAUACGUGCUUGUGGCUGUUCCUACCCAGGAAGGACAGCAUUUGAAAAACAAUGCCGGUCUGGACUUAGCCAAGCAUGUUUAUGACUUUCUCAAAGAUAUCGCCAGUUCAACCUCAGCGACCAGGUUUUCCACAUUUCCAGCUUGCACAGUCAGUGGAGUUCCUGCUGAACAAAGAUGGUACUUUGCCAUCCAUGCAAGUUGUGGAUCAAAGCAGUUCUGCAGCUCAGAGUGGGAGGAACUUGGGGUAGGAUCCCAGCGGAGUGACAGUGAGGAGCAGGGGCCAUCAGCCAUGGAUGCCUGUCAGGAAGUCCUGCAGAACCAGGGGGAAGGAGAUGACAUGAUGGACUCUCAGUCUCAGGCAGAAUUGUAUGAAGAGAGUGCUGAGGGUUUUCACCAGCUCUCCAACCAGCUCCCUCCUCCAGGCAGGGCUCUUGUGGAUGUGAUUUUAUUUGCACCAGAUAAAGAGGUUCCCACCCUGAAGGAAUUUCUUCCCAUUCUCGGCUCACUGAAGCACAUGCAAACCUGGCAUUCAGCUAAGAUCUCUGUAGUUACUGAAGACAACAAAGGGUGGCAGAAAAUGGCUUCAUACAUGUCUGCUAACAUAUAUGACCCUCACAGCUUUCUGUGUUGCAUUGAUAAGAAUGAAUUAUGGAGAGGGAACAUCCUUAUUAGAGAGAAAAAGUUUGCCUCUGAGCUGCAGUUUGAGGGAUUCUGCUUGAAGGAGCGACGUGUAGAUGUGUGGGGCAGCCUGUUGUCCUCUGACACAACUCGCCAAAGCAGCACAAAGCAGAAACCAUAUGCUGAGGUUUUCCAGUAUUUCCAGCCCGUUUUGGAAUUACUGCAGGUGGUCAGUGUUUCCGACCUGCCCGUCUUCUUUCGUUCCUCCAUGGAGUUCGAGCUCGGACUGACCAAGUACUCGACCAGGUCAGCGCGCCUUCUGGAUCAGCUGAGAACCCUGCAAGGAAAGGUUGGAGUACUUCUGUCCCUGUCCUGCACAGUGAGCCCCCUGGCCGUGCCCCCCAUCCCACAGCUCAGCUCCCAGAAGUGGAAGGAGUUUGUGGCUAAAAGACCCAAAGCACUCUCUGUUCCAGAGGCUGAUGUGAAAGGGGAGACUGCUCAGUAUCUCUGGCUGGUUCAGGGCAACGACAGCGGCUCCUGCACGGCGUGGAUGAUACACUCGGCCAGUCAGAUCAACGGAGCUGCUGCCAUGGCGUCCAUCAAUGGGCUUCUGAAAGAAAAGGCUUUGGCAUCGUCAGGCAUGGACACAGCUGCCUGGCUGCGCUCCCUGCCUUGUCUCUAUGGAGACCAGCUGCUGCAGAGGGAGAGGAAGCUGACCAAGGUGCAAAUAUUAGUCCUGAAGGAAUGUCUCAGGAGGAGAGAAGAGGCCCAGAAGAGUCCUUCAGUGCCAGUCAAUGACUUGAAGGUCCUGCUGGGUCUUGCCCGUGAGCAGUACCUGAAGAUGCAUGACAACAACUUGCCCAGAACAAAACUCCUCACUCUGGAGGAGAGGAAGCAGCCCACCAGUGUGGAGCAGGAAAUGGACACUAGAGCUGCAGUGCUGCAACAAUGGCCGGAGAGGAGUGUGCUUCGGAACUUAGAGACCCACAUGAAGCAUCGUCAGACAAAGCGGUCGAGCCUUUUGCUGGCAGGGGGCUCUUCUGAGAGCCUCUUAGGGCCUAAGGAUGUCCAAAAGGUGACCCCUGCUCUGCUGGAUGCUAAGGAGUUGCUGAAACACUUCACACCUGAGGGCCAGCCGAGCGGAGAGCUCCAGCCCCUGCUGGUCCACAGAGGGGAGAAUCCGUUUCACCUCUCCCAAGAUCUGACGCCCAGGAAGGUGACUCAGCUACCUUUCAGCAAGGCAGCCUCCUCCCGCUACCAUGGAAUAGAGUUCUGUCUGGAUGAGCAGAAUGCCCUGGAUCGUGAUCGGGGUUUCACCAAGCUGCAGUCACGUCUCAUUCGUUACGAAACCCAGACCACCUGUUCCAGAGAGCCCUGCCCCGUGCCCCUGACUCUAAGCCCAGCGCCUUCCCCAGCGGUACUUUCCGAACCCAGCAGUGUCCCGGAUGGAGAGACGCUCCUGUCUGAGACCCGAGGGGACCCACCGCGGCUAAAACGUCGGUCCAGGGAAACGGAAGGCCUCUACGCACACAAACGGUUGGCCAAGUCGGAAAGCAGUGAGUCGCUGGCCUCCCAGUGCAGCAGCAACAAUAGCGUGGGCGUGGGUGCAGUCGGGGGCGGUGGCCGCACUGCCUUGAGAGCCCUGCGAAGGCAGCAGCCCACCAGGUCUCAGUUAGAGCUAGCAGCCGACAGACUCGCCCUGCCAAAGCCUGAGCAGAGCCAGUGUGCCCCCCAGGUGCAGCGUGCAACAGACAUCACCAAAGAGUCACGUUCUCAGAAACAUCACAGGAUGCUGAAGGAAGUGGUUGCCAAAACACUGAAGGAGAAGGGCAUCACCAGCGAGCACAAGUGCUUUGAGGCCUGCAGCCAAAGGCUCUUUGAAAUCUCAAAGUUUUACCUGAAGGAUUUGAAAACCUCCCGUGGUCUACAUGAGGAAAUGAAAAAAGCUGCGAGGAACAACUCGAAGCAGGUUAUUGACUGGGUUCUUGAAAAAGCCUCCAAGAAGUAAGAAGAAAAAUUUUCAUAUUGUAGGCUCUCAUUUUCAGGCUGCUUGUCCCUCAGGCAACAUGAUCAGAAUUUAAAUGUGAACAUAACAAUUGUAUACUUUAUCAGAAAUGUAUAGUAAAAGGAAUGGUUCAAAACUUACAUGGUUGGUAUCAAAUUCAAGCAACACAAUGUUUCUAAGUGAUGAAAUGGAGAGGGAAGCCUUAAACUGUGUAAUAUAAAGUACUUGGUUAAUUAUUGCAGUGUUUAUAGUAUUUAAAGUGUCUUAAGGAAUGAAAACAGUGACCAAAAGUAGACUGUUACAUGAAAUAUUUGUCAAUAUAUGAUUGUUUUUUAAUUCAGUGGUAUUUAUUAAAGCUUAUACUAAAAGUAAAUUUGAGAUUUUUUUUUUUUUUUUUUCCCCCUUGUACUAUCUGGUCCUUUUUGUUCUGCCCUAUUGUCAUCCCAGGAGCUCAUUAUGUUUGUUGUCUUUGGUAGCAUCCUGCCUGCGUGGUAGCAUCUCGUUUUUGUGGUGUCGUUGAAAAGCUUGGCAGAUAAUCUGUCAGCUUGCACUUCUGAGAGCCUUUUUCUGGCAUGCCUCGAUUCUGACCGAAGUAAAGGCGUUUUUCUGCGAAAUAAACAACACGAGAAACUUCAGAAAUCAAAGCAAAGAUUGAACACCUAUGUGUUCCUUGCUUUGGAUGUCAUCAAAUUAGGCCUAUGUAUCCAUCUUUAGUCACAAUAGCGAGACCCAAAUCUUUCAGUAGUAAUAUGGCAAACCAUUUCACUUAACACCAUAUUCAUAUUACAUCGAUGCUCAGCCAUCAUUUAUUUUUCUUCAAUAUUCAG